Messenger RNA from Rhizopus microsporus ATCC 52813, 702 nucleotides. RefSeq lists its product as uncharacterized. The coding region runs from base 1 to 702 and encodes 233 amino acids. The record is from RefSeq and is a predicted model, not a curated record. NCBI's taxonomy places the organism in Eukaryota, Fungi, Mucoromycota, Mucoromycetes, Mucorales, Rhizopodaceae. The transcript has 4 exons.
AUGAAGCGAAAGAAAGGCGAUGACCCUCCGUCUCCAAAGGCAAAGCACAGCAAAAGGAAAGCGAUCCCAUUAGCCGUCGAUCGCGGAUUCCCUUCUUUGUUUGCACAAACGCAAACAAAUUUAUUCAAGAACACGUCUUUCGAAGCAAGUGAUAAUGAUUUUCAAGGAACACCAUUAUUUAGAAAGAACAUCCGUACUACUUUGAAAUCUGUUAAAGAAGAUACAUCUGCUCCUGAUCCUUCAAAUGCUGUUACCAGUAACAAGUUACCUGUGUCUACAGUUAACAAAGCUACGAGUGUUCAAGAUGUAUUACUUGCUCCUAUUCCUUACACUUGCUGUAUUUUUGCUCCCAUCAAGAUCUUCAAGAAAUAUCAAGACAAGCAAGUUCAUUCAAGAGAUGAAACCUCAAGACAAAAAAGCAGUUAUAUCCAUCGAAAGUUACAAGAACUUCCUCUUGUCAAGAAGUUGAAUUCAAGCAAGCACAGAUCAUUAAAAGAAAACACCGUGACAGCUAUCAAUUCCAACAAGUCCUUGGAAAUAACAAGCAAGCUGAAGAACAUUGAUAAAAUGGAUGCCGAUGCUGUUCAAACCUUCAUCAAAACAGUACAAGCAAGAAUUCAAGACAAGGUCUUCAUUCCUUUCAAGUACACUGGCUCUCAAGGAUCAAGGAUACUUUUCUUUACUUCUCUUGUACAAGAUUGA